Molecule: messenger RNA, 1860 nt
Organism: Aplosporella prunicola CBS 121167
Lineage: Eukaryota; Fungi; Ascomycota; Dothideomycetes; Botryosphaeriales; Aplosporellaceae
Exons: 5
Coding region: 242-1738 (498 amino acids)
Biological process (GO): transmembrane transport
Cellular component (GO): membrane
Molecular function (GO): transmembrane transporter activity
Source: RefSeq, a predicted model, not a curated record
ACUCGACAUCCAUUCGCGCGCGCGAAGCAAGGAAGUGAGUGGCUUGUGGAGAUCUUCACGCAGUGCCACCAGUGCCGCCGACGGGCUUUAUUUUCCGCGCUCAACUACCGUCAUCUGCAGUCCCGCUGCAACCCCUCCAAUCCUUACCCCGCGGCAGCCAAAAAUCCAAGGCGUCGCUUAGUAUAUAACUUCGCUCUACUACCACUCUUUUUCACUGCGUUUUUCAACAAACUCAGUCACAAUGUCUGCGCCAGACCAAACGAUCGAUACCGAGAAGGCGCAGGAACUCCAAAUCGAACAGUCUGGUCUCGAUUCUGCGCAUAUCGAUCCGGUUUUGGAGAAGAGGGUUGUGAGGAAGCUGGACCGCCAUGUCUUACCUCUCGUUAUGGCACUAUAUCUCCUGGCCUUCCUCGACCGCUCAAACAUCGGGAAUGCAAAAAUCGCGGGCAUGGUCAAGGACCUACACUUUAACAGCGGCGAUUAUGAAUGGCUCUUGACGGUGUUCUAUAUCUCGUACAUCGUCUUUGAGUUCCAGGCCAUGAUGUGGAAGAUCGUACCGCCGCACAUGUGGGCUGCAUUCUGCGUGUUUGGCUGGGGCCUUGUUUCAAGCGUACAGGCAGCGACGAAGAACUGGGAGGGCAUGAUGGCGCUCCGCUUCCUGAUGGGCGUUUUCGAAGCCGGCUACGGUCCGGGCAUCCCGUAUCUCCUGAGUUUUUUCUACCUUCGCCGAGAAAUUGGCCUCAGGCAAGGCAUCUUCCUUUCCGCCGCGCCGUUGGCCAACACCUUCGCUGGAGCGCUAGCGUACGGAAUUACGGGCGCCAAGCACGCGGCCAUUGAGAACUGGCGGAUGCUCUUCCUCGUGGAGGGACUUCCGACCGUUGCAAUGGCUGCAGUGUGCUGGUUCUUCCUGCCCGAUGCGCCAGAAAAGGCACGGUUCCUGGACGAAGACGAGAAGAUCGUAGCCCGAGCGCGAGGCGUGCGGCAAACUGGCGUCGAGGCUGAGAAACGGAUAGGCGGGAUCGACUGGAGGGACGUGGGCGCGGCGCUGAUUGACGUCAAGUGUUGGUUCACCGCACUGAUGUACUUCUCCUGCAACGUCAGCUUCUCCUCACUGCCAGUUUUCCUGCCCACCAUUCUCGAAGAGAUGGGCUUCACGGCCAUCAACGCACAGGGCCUCACCGCACCGCCGUACUUCCUCGCCUUCCUCCUCACCAUCCUGACCUCGUACGUCGCGGACCGCACGCAGCAGCGCGCGUACAUGCUCAUGGCCCUCACCACCCUCGGCGGCAUCGGGUACAUUCUGCUCGCGACAACGACGGGCGUGGGCCCGCGCUAUGCGGGCGUCUUCCUCGCCGCCGCAGGCAUCUUCCCCGCUAUCGCGAACAUCCUGCCCUGGGUCAGCAACAACCAGGGCAGCGACACGCGCCGCGGCGUCGGCUUCGUCAUGCUUAACAUCGUCGGCCAGUGCGGCCCGUUGCUCGGCACGCGGCUGUACCCUGAGGGCGAGGGCCCGCGCUAUAUCAAGGGCCAGGCUGUCUGCGCGGCGUUUAUGUUCUUUACUACGCUGCUGGUGCUGGGCUUGCGGUUGCUGCUCGUGUGGGAGAAUAAGCGCCUGGAUCGUAAGUAUGGGACUGUGGAGGAGCAGCGGGCGAGGUUGGAGAACGAGGGUGACGCUAAAGGUGCGGCGCAACCGCAGGCCUUGGAGAACUACGGGCCCAUGUUCAGGUAUGUUUUGUGAGCGAGACUGGCCUGCUUGCGUAUCAGAUGGGAAUGGGACGGGGUUAUGACCACAUAAUGACCUUUACGAAAACACCAAAAUGAAUUUCCUGCGGCGCUUGCUCUUGGAGAAUGGCUUGUGAG